ACAGAAUACGUUCCCCUUCCCAAAAUCCUAUAAAGGCUGAAAUAACUGAACCAUGUUAUAGAAGCAGCACGUCGAUCCCGUACCCCAUUCGCUACUUUCACCUCUUUCGUUACUCUCUUGCAACCAUGAAUACGUGCAAAACUCCCCUUUUCAGCUACAUCCUUUCGUUAGAAAUUGUCGAGGAGAUCUUCUCCUACUUACCGCUUCCCACAGUCGUCGAAGUGAUGGAAUCGGAGAAUGCCAGUAUUACUUCGGUAGUACGGAAACGCUACUAUUCGAACGUUGCAUUGAACUUUGGCGAACCGCCAUGCGAAGAUGGAUACUCCCAAAUUGAUGAUGAGGUUCUCAGCAUGAAGUUUUCUGAGUUUGAAGCAUUGGUAAAUGGCGAUACGUUCGAUCAACUCCAUAUUGAAAAGUUUUUAAUAGACGUACAGAUGGAUUUCAUUGAUUUUACAUUCCUCCACAAAGAAGUGUUCACCAAAGCGUCUACAGUUGUCGCCGAUGUGGUGUUAAAGUUCAGCACGAAUCCAAAAGAUCAUGCGACAUUCAGCUGGGACUGAUUGCCAUCGCUGCCCCUGGUGCAGGCGUGCAUCCGAGAAAUAUCUGUUUCGUAUUGUUUCAUUGAUCUGAAAGUUCCAGAUUUGUCCUCCAACUUGUGCACGCUUUCCUUCAAAAACAAUCAUGACUAUUGG
Messenger RNA from Babjeviella inositovora NRRL Y-12698, 692 nucleotides. RefSeq lists its product as uncharacterized. The record is from RefSeq and is a predicted model, not a curated record. NCBI's taxonomy places the organism in Eukaryota, Fungi, Ascomycota, Pichiomycetes, Serinales. Bases 126 to 560 code for a protein of 144 amino acids. The transcript has a single exon.